AGGUUGCUUGCUUGUUGCCAGGGAGCCCUAGCGACAUGAACACGUCAGCGGAGCGGCGAGCAGGAGAAGCAGAAGAGCGACUCUAAACCAUGACAGACUAGCCGCUGCUAAGAGUUUAGAGUAUUUCCCAGUUAACGUAACUGAUAGAGCUAAGUUGUCAGACUUUGUGUUCAGAGGCCAAUUGGGAAAAGCUGCAGAACUGUGCCAUUUAGCCAGCUAGCCAAUUGCCUUAUCUUACCGUUAGAUAGCUUUAGCUUGUUGUGCUAGCUUAGCUAAGUUAAAGUUCGUGUAAAUGAAAGUGGAGUAAAUGUGGCUUUACUUGGGUCUGUAACUGAGCAGGCUAGCAAGCUAGGAAACCUAAUUAGUUAGUUAACUACCGUGCUUGAGGCUGGUAGAGUCAGGGCCAGCUGUCAGGGUGAACUGCUGCAAAUACUGGAACCAUGCAUGCUGAGAGAUAGCUAGUUAAACUAGCUUUCGAGCUACUUCAGCUAACCUAGCUUAGCCUAGCUAACCCUGCAAGCUGUCAACCCACAAGAGCAGAAGAUGUGCUGGUGAAGAUGCGGAUCCUCCUCCCAGCGGCCAGGAAAAGAACUAGCGUUAGCUAGCGAGUCGCCGUUAAUCGACAGACCCCCCGGAGGUUUCCAACCACGGCUCGGCACGUUCUGUGACAUGUCGUCUCCAUCGCCGGUGCAGAUCAGGGAGGCGAACGCGCAUUUGGCCGCUUUGCACAGGCGAGUCGCGGACCUCGAGCAGAAGCUGGAGGCAGCCGAGAACACCGUGCGGGAACAAGCGGAGAGCCUGAUUCGGAAAGACGAGCAGCUGAGGGCUACUACACAAGAGAUAACCGAGAACAAGGACCGGGAAAUUUCCUACCUCCACGAAAAGCUUUAUCAGUCAGAAGAAUCCAUCCAGAAACUCCAGCACAUGGUGAAGGAGAAGGAUUCCCUAAUCAGUCAGCUUCAGCACCGCUGUCAGCUGCUGGACAACAUCUGCAAAAGCCGUCCAUUAUUAGACAGCAUGCUGGCCCAAAUGGCAGAGGCAGAAAGAAUGGGACCUGUUAUUGACUUAAGCAAACCCACUGCAGACACAUCGCUCACUGAUGGAGAUUCCAAUUGCAGCCCUAGUGGCCUUUCCAAUCACAAAGACUUCUCACUCAGCGAGGACGACGUGGACGAUCAGGAGCUGGAUGGUGUUGUGUUUGGAACUACAGUAUGAAAAGCAGAACAGGGCUUUUAUGUUUCCCAACUUUGUCGGCCCGAGCAGAUUCUAAGAGAAAUGCAGACAGUGACUUUGUAUAAGAAGCGGUUAGUCUGCAGUUGAUUCGGUACAUAUUUUACAGUCAGCAGUGUAUCUUUACUUUACAGCUACCUUUCAGUACAGUAAGCACAGAUGCGAUUCAACAUGAUGUUCCCAAGCUGUUGACAGAGCCUGUGAUGGAGCAGUUGUGGAAGAGCAUGGUUAACUAGGGUGGCCUUAGGCUGUGAGCAGUUAUAUGUGAAGUUUAUUUUCUUAAUGUGAUGCACUACAGACUGGUCACUUUUAGUUCAUACAGUUCUAUUUCUGUUUCAAACCCUAAAACCAACCAAUUCUUAAAUUUUAAAAAUGUUCCAGCAAAUGUUACUUUAGGAUAGAUAGGAAAGGGAACCUGUAGAGACCAUUUUACAGUUUUAUAUAUAAAGGAAUACUCAAGUGUUUUCAACUUCUAUACCAAAUUCAAUAUCUCUAGCAUUCGAUUGAUUACCACAAACCAUAACUUUAACUUCCCUUUAAUAACAAAACAAUCAAAAGCUAAUUUAAUUGAAUACGAUAAUUGUUUUUUCACCAUAGUAUAAGUCAUUUUUGUUACAGAAAAGUAAUACAAUACAUUAUAGAAAAUGAAUGCCAAUGUCAAGUAAUGCUUUUAUUAUUUUAUUUAUAGAGUCUGGUUGCCAAAACAGGAGUGCCAUAAUUGAAUCCGGCAUGAUCAUAUUAAUAUCCAUGGUAAUCAACCACAUAGUACAACUGAUAAAGAUCAGGGUUGGAAAAAGAUAGAGUAUUUCUAUACAUGGUGUACUUUCCCAAAGAAACAGUAACAGUGGUCCAGGGAAGGACGUAAACAUGUAAGUUUUUCAGCAACACUCUUUUAUUUUGUUACAUUUUCCAAUUACAUUUUGUUUAAAAAAAAUCUAAUGCCAGGUCAGCUAAAUCUUAGAAAAUCUGUUACAGUUUUACCACAACUUACAAGUUACUGUCGCACUGAGCAGGGAUAGUCUCACUGCUGAUUUGAUUGCAAACAUAAAUAAAUUCUGGAGCUUUCUCUAAUUUCAGUUUUUUUUCUCUUACUUUGAUGUCAAGACAGGACACUUAAGUCUUGUUUGCCUGAAUGUGGCAGUGAAUAAUUAUUUGGGUUGCAAAAUUUUAUUUUUUUUAUUUAGUAUUUGGAACCGAGUCUAUGCAAGUAUAAAUCUUCUUUUAAUGUGUGUAGGUAUCAUCUGGAAAUGGAAUGAUUAUGGUUGUCCAGUCAUACAUACAGGAUUGAUUGUUGCAUUUAGUCCUUCACAAAGGCUCUCUCAUUCAAGUGGGUAACUGUUGCACAUAUUCUGAUAGUGUCUUAACCGUCCUAUUUUGAACAUUACAGCUUAAAAAAACAACAACUGUUAAAUAUCUUCCUCUUUGUUUUAUGCAAAGGUGAAAUGUGCUAAUGCAUCAUGGCACAGUUCUUGUGAUAUCAGGGCGUGCGUCUUGUUACUGCUCGGUAUAGGAGUGUGUGUAUGCUAUCUUUUAUUUUUUACAGAGUUAACUGGUGCCUCAAAAAAACAUGGUCAGUUGGUCUAUUUAUUCUGAAUAUAUCUAAUAAACUAUUUUGUUAUUCUG
Messenger RNA from Astyanax mexicanus (Mexican tetra), 2853 nucleotides. Its product is annotated as vimentin type intermediate filament associated coiled-coil protein. The record is from RefSeq and is a predicted model, not a curated record. Bases 670 to 1215 code for a protein of 181 amino acids. The transcript has 2 exons. Lineage: Eukaryota; Metazoa; Chordata; Actinopteri; Characiformes; Acestrorhamphidae.